AUGAGUUCAAGAUCAAGAUUAUACACACGUUUUCGUCAUCAAAACAACACACAUUCAAUCAAAAAGACUCAUCUUGUUAUUUUUGAUAUUGAUGUCGAUCAAUCGAUGUUAUCUGAUUUAACUAUUGAAAUGAAGAUAUUUAAUGAAGAUGAAAUUGAUUUAUGGUUUGAUUAUAUAACAUCAGAUGUUAAUGAAAUCUAUCUAAUUGUCUCAAAUCUUCUAGGUUAUACGUUUAUUCAAUUCAUUCAUGAUUAUCCACAAAUAAAAUCAAUUUAUAUAUUUUGUAAAGAUCCACAAUAUAGAAAUUAUUCAAAUACACUAACAAAAUUACAAGGUACUUUCGAUGAUAUAAAUGUGAUGUGGCAACAGUUUCAACAUAAUUAUAAUAUAUUUUACAGUUAUUAUGAUUUCCAACAAAGUACAUUUAAAAGCAUUAAUUCGACAAGUGCUGAAAGUGUUUGGUGGAUAGUUUUUUAUAAGAUUCUACAACAUAUUAAACAUACAAACAUUGCCAAGGAUGAAUUUAUCGAAUUUUACCGAAAUUCUGUUGGAGAUAGCGAACGCCAGUUAAGAAAUAUACAAGAACUGGUUGAUCGUUACGACUCUACUGAAGCUAUUUAUUGGUAUACCAAGGAGUCUCUUACGUAUCCUUUAUUGAAUCAAACACUUCGAACAGAAAAAAACAUCAACAAUAUAUUUAAACUCCGAUUAUUCAUUACGGAUCUUAUAUCUCAAUUAAGAAUUCUCCAAUCAGAUCAACGUAAAAUCGGUGACCAUUCUCUCCUAGUGUAUCGUGGCCAAGCGAUGCUAACAGAAGACAUCCAACAACUCAAAUCCGCUAUUGGUAACUCAAUAAGAUACAAUAGAUGUCUUUCCACUCUUUUAAAUAGAGAUAUUGCGUUGGGGGUUGCUGAAUAUGCACGCGAGAAUCCGGAUCUAGAACGUGUACUAAUGACAAUUGAAAUAGACUCCAACAAUAUUAAUAAUAAUACAGCACCUUUUGCAAAUAUUUCUCAACACAGUUAUGAUAAGGAUGAAGAGGAAGUUUUACUAUCAAUGAAUUCAAUACUAUUAAUUGAAUCUGUUGAAUUAGAUGAAAAUCAUCUUUGGAAUGUUCGUUUAAAAUAUAUAGAUAAUCAAUGGGAUGUCGAGUUUGAUGAAAGAAGUAUUUUUAGUCGACACGGUGAAAAAAUCUUUAUUCGACAUUUAUCAAAAGAAAAUAACCAAUUUAUUGCUUUUCAAUUAUUACUGGAUUUUAUUUUGAGAUUAGAACAAACAUUUUAUGCCGAACAGGAACUUUUAGAGUUUGCUCGAUCAAAAUAUGAAAGUAAUCCAGCGCAAUUGGCAGAAAUCGAUGAUUUCGAAAGAAAUUAUCGACCGGAAGAUGCUGUUAAAUGGUUUUCAAAAGAUAAUUUUCUCUAUCGUUUAUUAAAUGAAUCACUUCGUACCGAAAUUAUUAAUGAUAUUGUUAAAAUGAGAUAUUUUAUUUAUGACUUACAUAAUCAAUUAGCUGAAUUACAAUUAUCUUUUAUUGACUCAUUAAAUGGAAAAAAAGAAAUUGUUUUAUAUCGAGGUUUACUAAUGAAAGUCGCUCAACUUAAUGAAUUAAGAGAAAACUUUGACGGUUUAAUUUCAAUGAAUAGUUUUGUAUCAGCAACACAAGAUGAAUAUGUAGCGAUUGUGUUUUCUGGUGAUGGAGAACAAACAAUUCCACCAGAUGAAGUAUCAGUCAUCUAUGAAAUGUUAAUUGAUACUGAUAUUCGAUCAACACCAUAUGCAAAAAUUCAAAGUACUAUAGUUGACGAAGAAGAAGUUUUGUUUUCAAUAGGAUCAACAUUUCGUAUUGGAAAGAUUAAUGAAAUACGUUCACGAGUGUAUCGAGUGAAAUUAACAAUGGUACAUAAAGAAGAUGAACUAUGGAAUAAAUUAACAGCACAUCUAGACUCUUAA
Adineta steineri is the source of this 1950-nucleotide messenger RNA. NCBI's taxonomy places the organism in Eukaryota, Metazoa, Rotifera, Eurotatoria, Adinetida, Adinetidae. The record is from the annotation of a GenBank genome assembly.